UUAUGCCUGUCACAUACAUAAUAUAGUUAUAACAAAAACAGUCUACUUUCAUUUUCAUUUGCAUGUUGAUAAACGAUAAUAACCUGAAAAUUUUCAAUGGCAUGUUCGUAUUUCCAGUUUGUCAGAAGUUCCCAAAGAUUGGUCAAUCUAACAGGUUUUACCAGGCGAAAGUGCACAAAGGUACACAAAGCUGAAGACACACUUAAACACAUGACCGGUGGCAGUGUUACACUGGACAAAGAUGAGAAAAGUGGAAUAGCUGUGAUUUCUCUUGACAAUAAGAAGAAAAAGAAUGCUCUAUCAGGUUCUAUGAUGUGCGAACUCAAUGACAUUAUCAAUGAACUGCAAUCAUGGCAGACUGGAAAAGGUCUCAUUCUUAGAGGUGAAAACCAAACAUUUUGCUCUGGCGGAGAUCUUGAUACUUUUCAAAAUAUUCUGUCUCCUGAACAGGGAUACAGUAUGUCAGGUUUUAUAGGACAAUGUUUGACAAAUCUUUCCCAGUUACCUCUCAUCAGCGUUGCACUGGUUGAAGGCAACGCAUUGGGCGGAGGAGCAGAAAUGGCAAUGUCAUGUGACUUUAUGGUAAUGUCUGAUACUGCUAGAUUUGCAUUUGUACAAAAGAAAAUGGGCGUCACAACUGGUUUUGGUGCUGGUACACGACUAGUCAGAAAGUUUGGAACUUUGAAAGCUUUGGAUAUAUUGGCUUCUGCUAGAACAAUGGAUGCCACGGAGUGUGAACAAUUAGGACUAGCAAGUAAAAUAUUACCGCAUUCCGAAAACGUCCUUGACCUGACAAAAUCUUGGUUACACAAUUACUGUGACGGAGACCCAAAAGUCGUUCGAAAUUUAAAAGCAAUGGUUGUUGCUGCUAGUAACUUAUCUCUCGAAGACUCACAUGCCAUAGAAAGGAAGUUAUUUAGUGAACUUUGGGGCGGAGAAAGCCAUUUGAAAGCACAAAAAAGUAAAUUAAAACAUUAGUUUAAAGAAAAACAGAGUUUUAAAAGUUUGUAGUUUAAAGUGAAUAAAGACUUAUAAUAUUUAUAGA
This is a messenger RNA of Mytilus trossulus (common blue mussel), 1045 nucleotides long. RefSeq names its product ethylmalonyl-CoA decarboxylase-like. Gene Ontology annotation, molecular function: catalytic activity. The transcript has 4 exons. Gene Ontology annotation, cellular component: cytosol. The coding region runs from base 97 to 978 and encodes 293 amino acids. The record is from RefSeq and is a predicted model, not a curated record. Gene Ontology annotation, biological process: fatty acid beta-oxidation. Lineage: Eukaryota; Metazoa; Mollusca; Bivalvia; Mytilida; Mytilidae.